AUGUUGCCCUGGACCCCCCGGCGGUGGGGCGCGGGCGAGGAGCAGGCGCCCGAGGAACAAGGCCCCUCGGCGGGCAGCGACCCCGGCCAGGCCUGGGACUCCGGAGAGGAAGCCCUGCGGGAGCCAAGAACAACUCCACAGGACAGUAUUCAGACUUGGAACAGGGAGGUGAUUGUGGGAGGCUGUGACCGAAGCAUCUCAGUACCGCCCCCUCCCAGCCCUCAGCCCUGGUCCCGAAGGCCUUCCUGGACCCGGAAAGAGCAGCUGCUGCCUCGGCCGCCCCCAGGCCUGGCUGCCGAGCGGUCACCGGGAACGCCAGUUCCCCUCUCCCCCCAGAUGACCUGGGAGGUGGCCCCGUCAAGGAUGACCCUGCUGGCACCAUGGGACCCCAACUGUGAAGCUAAACCGGGACCUCGGCUGGUGUGGGGGCUCAGCUGUGAGUCAGGCACCUCCUUCUCAGGCCGGACCUUGCGCCAUCCCUCAUUCUGCCCUCUGUACGAGGCAGCCUCAGGCAGAGGCCUCAGGCCCAGUCUAGCAAGACGUCAGAGUGGAGAGCAGGCGCCCAGGGAUGCAGGGUUCCCGGUGAUGUGCUGUGAAGAUGUUUUUCUUUCUGACCAUCUGCUGCCCUGUGGGCAGCGUGUUCCCCUGUACCCGUCUCAGGCCCGACAGCAGGUGAUGGGCUCUCUGAAGCUGCUGCUCCCACCCCCAGUCAUGUCCCCCAGGGUCCUCCCUGCUCCAUCUUCUGGCUGCUCCACCGCCUGGCUCAGUGGGCCUGAGCUGAUCGCCCUCACUGGCCUCCUGCAGAUGAGCCAGGGGGAGCCAAGACCCAGCUCCCUGGGGGCUCCCAUGCCCCCUGCUGGCCCCCCAGACCCUGCCUCUGACCACCCAGGUGCCAGUGGUGGCCAGAGCUGUUCUCACUGCAUGGACCCAUCUCUCCCACGGGCCCCAGACAGCCAAGGUCCAUAG
Molecule: messenger RNA, 966 nt
Organism: Lipotes vexillifer (Yangtze River dolphin)
Lineage: Eukaryota; Metazoa; Chordata; Mammalia; Artiodactyla; Lipotidae
Gene: SAP25
Product: Sin3A associated protein 25
Exons: 6
Coding region: 1-966 (321 amino acids)
Biological process (GO): regulation of DNA-templated transcription
Cellular component (GO): cytoplasm; nucleus
Source: RefSeq, a predicted model, not a curated record